CCAACCCCCAUCACCUACCUCCUUUAUCAUAAUUUUUGCACCCCAAGCCAAUUCCUCCCUCCCCCUAAAUCAACCCAGGGCCAGGUCACAGGCAACUAGGCACAGCCCCUCUGCCCAAAGCCUGCUGGGAUUAUUUUAACUGGCCAGUCCUAACUGUUUACUCUGCCCUGCCUUUCCUGCGGAAACCCUAAGAAAGGCUGUGGCUUUUGCCUUCCCCUGGCUCCUUUGUGCCUCCUGACUGACACCGGUGCUUCCUCCUGUGGACCUGGCCUGCCGUGGCACGGCGCACCUCUCUCCUUUCUGGCCAAAUGGCGAAAAUGAGUUCUUCAGUAAGAAGAAAAGGCAAGCCAGGCAAAGGAGGUGGAAAAGGGUCGUCUAGAGGAGCCAGAGGAGGCAGGAGUCACACCAAUAAAUCGCACGGGGGCGGGGGCGGCAGUGGUGGUGGCAGCGCUGGCAAUCGGAAGGCCUCGAGUAGAAUUUGGGAUGAUGGCGAUGACUUUUGUAUCUUCAGUGAAUCAAGACGCUCAUCCAGACCUAGCAACAGUAGUGUAAGAAAAGGAGAGGCACGCCCCAGAUGGAAGCCCGAAGCCAAAGUGCCCCUUCAGACCCUGUACAUGACUUCUGAGAACCAGGAGAAAGUGAAAGCUCUUCUCCGGGACCUGCAGGAGCAAGACGCGGACGCUGGAUCUGAAAGAGGCAUUUCCGGGGAGGAGGAAGAUGAUGAACCCGAGUGUGAUGAUGAACAGUACUGGUCUGCUGGACGAGAAGCUUCCCUUGUUCCUGACUGUGACCCUUUGGAAUAUGCUGGCUCAGGCCCAAUGGAGCCUCAUAGUCCAGAGUUUACCGUCUCGACAUUUGCAGUGCAGAAGCUUUCCAGGUACGGCUUCGACACUGAGCGCUGUCAGGCAGCCCUGAGGCUCUGUGAUGGAGACGUCGGGGCAUCACUAGAACAUCUGCUCACACAGUGUUUUUCAGAGACAUUUGGGGAGAAGAUGAAGAGCUUGGAGGCAGUUACCCGUGUCAGCUUGGAUGAGUGUGUGGAACAGCGGCAGGAAGAGGCAUUUGCUCUCAAGUCCAUCUGUGGAGAGAAAUUUAUAGAAAGAAUUCAGAACCGAGUCUGGACCAUUGGAUUAGAACUGGAGUACUUGACGAGUAAAUUCUGCAAAUCCAAGCAAAAGGAAAGUACCAAAAAUACACAGGACUCUACACUUGAAGUCUGUAAAUUUUACCUCAAAGGAAAUUGUAAAUUUGGAUCAAGAUGCAAAUUCAAACAUGAAGUGCCCCCAAAUCAGAUUGUCGGAAGAGCGGAAAGAAUUGUAGAUGAUUCUCAUCUUAAUGCCCACGAAGAUGCCUCUUUUUUAUAUGAACUCGAAAUUCGAUUUUCUAAAGACCACAAAUACCCUUACCAAGCUCCUCUUGUGGCAUUUUAUUCCACCAAUGAGAAUCUACCUCUGGCUUGUCGUUUACAUAUUUCCGAAUUCCUUUAUGGCAAGGCCUUGACAUUUGCAGAAACUUCAGAACCUGUUGUGUAUUCUUUGAUAACCCUUUUAGAGGAAGAAUCAGAAAUAGUCAAUUUACUGACAAAUACCCAUCACAAGUACAGUGUCCCUCCUGUGAACUUUCUGCCGGUAUCCUCUGGGACCAGAAUAAAUAAUCCUGUCUGUCGUAAACCAGUGAUUCCAAAUAAUUCUUUUGCUUCAAAUCAAAUUCCUGAAGUUGAAAAAGAAUCAGAACCUGAGGAGGAGACAGAUGAGGAUGAAGGUCCUGCACCAGUUAUAGUGGAGAAUGAAAGCUAUGUGAACCUUAAGAAAAAGAUUUCCAAAAGAUAUGACUGGCAGGCAAAAUCAGUACAUGCUGAAAAUGCUAAAAUCUGCAAGCAGUUCCGAAUAAAACAGGCUUCCAGACAGUUCCAGUCAAUUCUGCAAGAAAGACAAUCACUCCCUGCUUGGGAAGAAAGAGAAACCAUUCUUAAAUUGUUGAGCGAGCACCAAGUGCUUGUUAUAAGUGGUAUGACGGGAUGUGGGAAAACUACACAGAUUCCUCAGUUUAUUCUGGAUGAUUCUCUGAAUGGACCACCUGAGAAAGUGGCUAACAUCAUCUGUACCCAACCCCGACGAAUUUCAGCAAUAUCUGUUGCUGAACGUGUUGCUAAAGAAAGGACAGAAAGAGUGGGUCUGACUGUGGGGUACCAGAUCCGGCUAGAAAGUGUCAAGUCCUCAGCCACCAGGCUGUUAUACUGCACCACGGGUGUCCUGCUGAGAAGGCUGGAAGGAGACACAGCUCUCCAAGGAGUUACCCAUAUCAUCGUUGAUGAAGUUCAUGAGAGGACAGAAGAAAGUGACUUCUUGCUGCUAGUCUUGAAGGACAUUGUGUUGCUGAGACCAACUCUUCAAGUUAUUCUAAUGAGUGCAACUUUAAAUGCUGAGCUCUUUUCAGAAUAUUUCAGUUCCUGCCCAAUUAUUACUAUACCAGGUCGUACAUUUCCUGUUGAUCAGUUUUUUCUGGAAGAUGCAAUUGCUGUGACAAGGUAUGUGUUACAGGACGGGAGCCCGUAUAUGCGCUCCACGAAGCAGAUGACAAAGGAGAAGCUGAGAGCAAGGCGCAGCAGAACUGCAUUUGAAGAAGUAGAGGAAGACCUGAGGCUCUCUCUUCACCUCCAGCCCCAGGAUUCUGUCAAAGAUGCAGUGCCAGACCAGCAGUUAGAUUUCAAGCAGCUCCUGGCCCGCUAUAAAGGGCUUAGCAAAUCAGUCAUCAAAACAAUGUCCAUCAUGGAUUUCGAAAAGGUUAAUCUUGAAUUAAUAGAGGCCUUGUUAGAGUGGAUUGUAGAUGGAAAGCACUCCUACCCUCCAGGUGCUAUACUUGUAUUUUUACCGGGACUAGCAGAAAUCAAAAUGCUGUAUGAACAGCUACAGUCUAAUUCUCUCUUCAACAACAGACGCAGUCAUCGAUGUGUGGUGCACCCACUUCAUUCAUCUUUAUCCAGUGAAGAGCAGCAGGCAGUGUUCGUAAAACCCCCUGCGGGUGUAACCAAGAUCAUCAUUUCCACCAACAUUGCAGAGACAUCCAUAACCAUCGACGAUGUUGUCUAUGUCAUCGAUUCCGGGAAAAUGAAAGAGAAGAGAUAUGAUGCCAGCAAAGGAAUGGAGAGCCUAGAAGAUACUUUCGUCUCUCAAGCCAAUGCUCUGCAGAGGAAAGGUCGAGCAGGCCGUGUUGCCUCUGGGGUCUGCUUCCACUUAUUCACCAGCCAUCACUUCAAUCACCAGCUGUUAAAGCAGCAGCUUCCAGAGAUUCAAAGAGUGCCAUUGGAGCAGCUGUGUCUGAGAAUUAAAAUUUUAGAGAUGUUUAGCACUCACAAUCUCCAGUCUGUGUUCUCUCGGCUCAUUGAGCCUCCGCACACUGACUCUCUCCGCGCCUCAAAAAUACGAUUACGAGACUUAGGAGCAUUAACUCCAGAUGAAAAGCUGACCCCCCUAGGGUAUCACUUGGCCUCUCUGCCCGUGGAUGUGAGAAUCGGCAAACUGAUGCUGUUUGGGUCUAUCUUCCGCUGUCUGGAUCCUGCCCUCACCAUUGCUGCCAGUUUGGCUUUUAAGUCUCCUUUUGUGUCUCCCUGGGAUAAAAAAGAGGAAGCUAACCAGAAAAAGCUAGAAUUUGCAUAUGCAAACAGCGACUAUCUGGCUCUUCUACGAGCAUAUAAGGGAUGGCAGCUAAGUACAAAAGAAGGAAUGCGUGCAAGUUACAAUUACUGCAGACAGAACUUCUUGUCUGGAAGAGUUCUUCAGGAAAUGGCCAGCCUCAAACGACAAUUCACUGAACUGUUAUCAGAUAUAGGCUUUGUAAAGGAGGGACUCAGAGCAAGGGAAAUUGAGAAAAGAGCCCAAGGAGGAGAUGGUAUCUUGGACGCCACAGGAGAAGAGGCAAACUCCAAUGCUGAGAAUCCCAAGCUGAUAUCAGCAAUGCUGUGUGCUGCUCUUUAUCCAAAUGUAGUGCAGGUGAAAAGCCCAGAAGGGAAAUUGCAGAAGACCAGUGCCGGAGCUGUCAGAAUGCAACCCAAAGCAGAGGAGUUGAAGUUUGUCACCAAGAACGAUGGCUACGUGCACAUCCACCCUUCGUCAGUGAACUAUCAGGUCAGACACUUUGACAGCCCCUACCUGGUGUACCAUGAAAAGAUCAAAACUAGUCGGGUGUUCAUUCGAGACUGCAGUGUGGUGUCUGUGUACCCACUGGUCCUGUUCGGGGGAGGCCAAGUGAGCGUGCAGCUUCAGAGAGGGGAGUUUAUUGUGUCCUUGGAUGACGGUUGGAUCCGUUUUGCAGCUGCUUCGCAUCAGGUGGCCGAAUUAGUAAAGGAACUCCGUUGUGAACUUGACCAGCUCCUCCAGGAUAAGAUAAAAAACCCAAGCAUAGAUCUGUGUACAUGUCCUCGAGGAUCCCGGAUCAUCAGCAUGAUUGUGAAACUUGUCACCACACAAUAAAGACCAGUGUCAGGAGAGUGCUUGCUAUUCCCCUGCUUCUUGCUCACCUGGGAAAUAACAGCAGCACCUCUCCCUCCAGGCAGGCUCCGCGCUCAGGGCUGCCCCGGUGAAGGAGCCCAGGGCAGGCACCGUGCAGGCCCUGAGGCACCGCACACCUUUAGGGAAGGUUCCCAGACUGAGUAUUUCUGACAGAACAAGGACACUCCCAGCACAAUUUGGAGUGUCCGUGGGAGGCAGUCGAAGAAACCGGCUUGCCUGUGUUUUUCUCUGUGACUAUCCCGAAGUGAAUGAAAUUCACCUCAUCACACAAAAGUGAAUGUUUAAUACGAUUUGGUUUUAAUCUAUGUAUUUUUUUUCUCCUUUUUUACUGGGGUGAGAUAGGAGCAUGAGGAGAAAUACUGAAUUUUUUCUCUAUCGUAAAAGCUCAUCUGAAAGAAAUUAGAAUAGAGGACAAAAAAUCAUGUAAGCAAGAAAAAUUAAAAUUUCAUUUUAGGCUAUUAGCUACGAAGUAAACUUAAACUUGAUCUGUGAGGGAUUUUUAUUUUACUCAUUAAAGGUCAGCCUUAAAAAACCUGAAGAGCUCUUAUUUGUUUUUAAAGUGCAAGCUGGUUUUAUCCUUACCAUUCUUCUUCUUAGAAGCAGAAGAGUCUAGGUGUCUUUGUUCUGUUUUUGGAUUUCCAUUUAGGAAUCUCUGCUCUUUCUUAGGAACACCCAGAUCUAAUGGCCACAUUGCACAUUACCCAGCGAGGAAUUUUGACGGUCUUCUCAGAGCAGACUUGGCACAGUCGAGGUAGAAAAGGUUGCCAUGCUAGUGUCAGAUUUUCAGCCAUAAAAAUAUCUUCCAGGAGGCUGCUUAUUUUCAGCCACCACUUAGGUGAAUGGAGAGCUAGCAUUUUGAAAAACUAUCAGUACAUUGAUAUUUUCUCUAGGCAUUUAUCCGUGUGGCCAGGAAGCAUCGCAGAGAGCUGAGUAGAAAAAAUAUUCUUACGUUUGUGUGGCGCUCGGGUAGUCACUGCAGGUUUUAUACUAUAGAUGGAAUUCAAACUAAUCAGCAGAACCACCACAGUGAAGGGCGUUCACUUUUCGCAGUAUUAUUUCAGUUAAAUUUUGAGGAAACCUUCUAGGCUGUCCAAAACGGUCAUUGCCCAGCGUGUUUAAGCCUUGGCGCGCUCGAAGAGCUUAGACUCUAAGUAGUAUUGUUUAAAAGGCAUUAAUUCACGUCAUCACUUUAAAUUAAAAAACACGCAUAUGCAUAGCACCUGCAGUAUUCAAAUUCUGACUCGCAACGGAAACCAGGCUCACAUUACAGAACUGCUCAGGAGAAAUGAAGACGACCACACUAACCCUCUAAAACAUCUUUUGGAACCAGUUCUGACUCUCGGUGCUACAGUGGAGCUGAUGCUGGCUGCCCCCCCGCCCCCAGAGACCUCUGCCCAAGCAGACCUGCAGCUUUCCACGUGGGUUUGCAGCAGAGCACACAGCGGGGAGUAAACUGCACAACUUUCCAUCCUGAGCGCUGAGAAAUCGCUCCCCUCAGGGGAAGCUAUCCUUGGGCUGGUUACUUGUAGCCACACACAAAUGCACAACUCAUUCCACAGAUGUGCCAGAAUGUGGAAGAGAUCAGGAAGCCUUGACUGAAGACACUGAGUAAGAAAAUCCUCCCUGCCAAAACCAAACUUCUUAAGCCCUAGCAGUAAAAUUAUGAAGUCAAUGAAACAGGAUGACUUCACAAUUGAAGGUCAGAAUGCAAUAUGGCAUUUCACGGUGAAAUCGGAUUUCUAAACCCCAGCAAGAUGGUCAGCACUUAAUGUUCAUUUUAUGGAGAAUUCUGUGAAUGUUGUAAAUGUCUGCAGUAUUUGUUUCACUGGAAUCUAGCUAGGGAACAAUAUUGGUAAAGUACUUGCUACAAAAUUAGUCUGCAUUGGGGUUUUGUAAUCUGGGUCUAUGGGGAGUUCUCAGGAAAUGAGAAUAGGUAAACAUUCUUGCAGAGGUGGUCAUAGGUUGGCAAAGCACUAGUUUUGUCUUCUUCCUCCUUGAGUUCCGUAUCUGAAUAUUACAAUUCAGACUCCCUGACAAGUAAUGAACUUUGGUCUUUAUCCUCCCAUUCUAUUAUUCGGGCAGUUUAACUAAUACACCAAAGCGCACACACAGCCUGUGGAUCUGUAUGCAUAUGGUAAAUGUUCUUUUUCCUUUCUAGGCAGUGGUUGGAAUAUGUCCUUAAGAGGUUAUCAUAAAAUAAGACCUUGUGAAAGUACUUUGUAAAAUUAAAAUGUAGCAAAUGUAAGCAAAUUGGGACCGAGGGUGUGGUUUUCUGAUGUGGCCCAGGCUGGCUUUUUGAGAACGGCACUCUUGUGUUUCUCAAUUGCUGGGCUGAGCUGGGGCGCUCAGGCAUCUCACUUGGAGGGUGUCUUAUGGGUAUCACCUUGUUGCCACAUAAAUGAGGAUCCCUGGGGGCGUGAUAAUUAUGCUCACAUUGCCAUUAUGCUUAAACAAGCCUAGGCACAUGUUGGCUCUUUCCUCCUAAGUCAUGCUAGAAUUAAGCAGAAUGCCUAGGGCUUAUUUUCUCCCAAAUGCAGGGGGAAAGUUUGCUUGAAAUUUUUAGCCAGUUAAUAAAUACAGGGUGAUCUAUUGUUUUCAGAAGUUAAAUUUUGAUCGUGAAACUCUGUCAAUACUUGAGUACCCACAGUACAGUGCCUCGGGUGGAAACAAUGUAGAAACAGCUAACACGGUGUAUUGUCCCAGCAAUCGUUUCAGACUGUUCCAGAGUGGCAGGCUUCUUCCAUUCUUUUUAAGUCUCACACGUGUAAAGCUAUAUAAUGACUGUGUAAACUAUUAAUCACAAUGAGGCAUUAACAGGAGAGACUUUUUUCUUGCCAUUUCAAAGUUAAUACCCCCAAAACCAUAUAUCAAAGAGAUUGGUCUUCAGUAAGAUUUAUAGCCAAUCACUAAUCCUUAAGGUGCUUUCAAAUCUUAGAUGUCUUAAUGAUUUGCUUUGUCAAAGAGCGGAGAAAGAGUUGUGCUGGAAAUCACUCGCCUGAUAUGAGCCACCAGGAGUAAGGGCCAUCGAUAUUUCAUAAAGAUACAGGACAGCAGCCCAAACACGAACUGGUUCCCACAGACAGUUCAGCCUCUGCCCCAUCUUAGCCCAACAGGGGCCAUCCCCACAUUUACUCCUGAGUCAGUUCCAACCCAGUGAAUUGAGUAAACAAGCCAGGAGAGACCUAGGAGGAGGAUGGCUUAGAAUCCAUUUACUGGAUUUCUCCAUCUGUAUUCCAACUUUUUAGGAAAGAAACAAAUUGCAACAAAAGACAGUAUGAGGGGUUGGUUUGAAAAAGCUGCUUCCCAGGGACAGCUGGGGGCUCAUGUCUCAUUCUUGAUUUUGGCUCUGGUCACGAUCUCAGUGUGGUGAU
Enhydra lutris kenyoni (northern sea otter) is the source of this 7879-nucleotide messenger RNA. RefSeq names its product putative ATP-dependent RNA helicase DHX57. Lineage: Eukaryota; Metazoa; Chordata; Mammalia; Carnivora; Mustelidae. The transcript is spliced from 24 exons. Gene Ontology annotation, molecular function: metal ion binding; RNA binding; ATP binding. Bases 309 to 4469 code for a protein of 1386 amino acids. The record is from RefSeq and is a predicted model, not a curated record. Gene Ontology annotation, cellular component: intracellular anatomical structure.